AUGGGGACUGAAGAGGUGUCUCCCCCGUUUUUUCCAUGGGAAAAAGCAGAAGGAGGGGCGGAAAAGCUCCGCACAGCGACAGCAGAACUUGAACGUCUGGGCUGGACGCCUGCAGACGGAGGGGAGUGGUUCGCGCACACGGCAAGUGGGUGGCUGUGCAACCCCAGUGAAAAAGUCUACUUUCACUCGGAAAGAAACAUUCUGCUGCCUGCACAGCCGCAAGCUGCAGCAACUGAAGUAGCAGCAGCCAGCGAAGCUCUUACCGUAGAUGCACACCAAGAGCGCGCUGAAUGCUCCCAAGGCAACAACAGCACAGGAGAGAUAGAAGAAGAAGAAGAAGAAGAAGAAGAAGGAGAAGAAGGUGAUUUGCAGUCUGAUGAUGACUCAGACUUCAUGCUGGAUCUCGAGGAUGACCUCGACGCGGCAACAGCGCAGAAGAAGGGAUCGGCUGAAGGCAAGGAUACAUGCGAAGACAGAUUCAUCACCCGCGCAGGCCUCCCUCUGGGUUUCUUUGCCGGCAGCACUGAGGGCCUUUGCUAUUUCUCUGCUAUAUAUGACGGGCAUGCGGGAACAGAAGACGGAGCUGCGCUGCGCCUGACGGAAGACCAUAAGCCGAAUACCCCCAGCGAAAAGAAACGCAUCGAGGCCGCAGGGGGGCAGGUGGCGUCCAUACAGGGGAUCUGGCGAGUGCUUUCCUCAGACUCCCGCAGAAACCGCACAUUUGGGCUUUCUACUGCUCGGGCUUUGGGGGACUCUGCACUCAAGAAGCCGAAACCACUGGUCAUAUCUCACCCCACGGUGCAUGUGUACACGCUCCACUUCGACAGAGACGCGUUCCUGGUGAGCCGUUGCUUGCUCCUCAUGGGCUGGUCGUCACUACCCCAGCUGCUGCUGUCGCUGCUUUUUUUCUUCAUGCUGGUUGCACUGUUGUGUUGCUUACUCGAUGAGGAGAAAAUACGGAGAGGCAAGAAAUCAACAGGGUAG
Molecule: messenger RNA, 984 nt
Organism: Eimeria mitis
Lineage: Eukaryota; Apicomplexa; Conoidasida; Eucoccidiorida; Eimeriidae
Product: protein phosphatase 2C, putative
Exons: 4
Coding region: 1-984 (327 amino acids)
Biological process (GO): protein dephosphorylation
Molecular function (GO): protein serine/threonine phosphatase activity
Source: RefSeq, a predicted model, not a curated record